AACCGUCGUAUGGCUGCAGUUUCAAGCAUCUGGAAGAAGUUACUAGCUUUGUUGCUAACGCUGAAAAUUAUCCCAGAGCUCAACUGCAACUUGAAAAUGUCUUUCAUAAAAGUGGACGAAAAUUCUGAUUUCUCCUUUCAUAAUCUACCUUUCGGUGUGUUCUCAACACCUGACAAUCCGAGGCACAGGAUUGGUGUUGCCAUCGGCGAUCAGAUUCUGGAUCUCAGUGUUGUUAAGGCUUUCUUCAAUGGACCCGUGCUUGCAAGACAUCAGGAUGUGUUUGACCAGCCAACCCUUAAUGCCUUCAUGGGUUUGGGACAUGAGGCCUGGAAGGAGGCUAGGAGAGUUAUUCAGAGGCUCCUGUCAGCCAAUGAGACCAUACUACGAGAUGACAUGAGUCUCAGAAGCAGUGCUUUUGUUCAUCAGAGCUCGGCGGUGAUGCAUCUCCCAGCUGAAAUCGGUGACUACACUGACUUCUACUCCUCACGGGACCAUGCCACCAAUGUGGGAAUCAUGUUCCGGGGGAAAGAGAACGCCCUGAUGCCCAACUGGCUUAGGCUGCCCGUCGGGUACCAUGGGAGGGCAUCUUCGGUGGUGGUGUCGGGAACGCCCAUCAGGAGACCCAUGGGUCAGAUGAGACCUGAUCCUUCUCAGCCCCCAGUGUUUGGCCCCAGUAAGCAGCUGGAUAUUGAAUUGGAAAUGGCCUUCUUUGUUGGAGCUGGAAACCAGCUUGGAGAGCCGAUCCCCAUCGAGAGGGCGCACGAGCACAUCUUUGGAAUGGUCCUCAUGAACGACUGGAGUGCACGGGAUAUCCAGGCCUGGGAGUACGUCCCGCUCGGGCCCUUCCUGGGGAAGAAUUUCGGGACGACGAUCUCCCCCUGGGUGGUCCCCAUGGAGGCCCUGCUCCCCUUCGCCCAGCCCAACGCGGUGCAGGACCCCGAGCCUCUCCCCUACCUGCGUCACGCUGACGCCUACACGUUCAACAUCAAUCUCUCCGUCUCUGUGAAAGGAGAAGCAAUGAAGGAAGCUGCCACCAUAUGCAAGUCCAAUUUUAAGAACAUGUACUGGACAAUGAAGCAACAGCUGGCGCAUCACACAGUCAACGGCUGCAACCUCAGACCAGGUGACCUGCUGGCCUCGGGGACAAUCAGCGGACCGGAUCCUGAAAGUUUUGGCUCCAUGCUUGAACUGUCGUGGAGGGGAUCAAAGCCAAUUGAUCUCGGAGGAGGAGAGACUCGUACCUUUCUAAAAGAUGGGGAUGAGGUGUCCCUCACAGGUUACUGCGAGGGGGACGGGUACCGCGUUGGUUUCGGCGUGUGUAAGGGGAAGAUCCUCCCAGCUCUGCAGCAGUGAAGGACUCCACUGACCUCCCCCCCAACCUGCCCCGCCCAGAGAGCCCUGACAGGCAAUCCCCAGUAGAGCUGUGGAACUCAUCAGGAAGUGACACUGUUCCAAAGAUGAACGCUCUUAUCAGUAUUGUUUCAACAAUGAAUCCCCAUUAUAAAGCUCUCUACAUAUUUAAUUGAGGCAGUAAGCCCUGUGUGGCUCUCAUAAUGACCUUUUUUAACAUUGUUGGAGUAGCAUUAUAAAUAUGAAUUUUAAAAAGGAGUUCUUGUUUAUCAUGCUAAUGUGUUGUUGCCAGAAGCAGUGUUAUGCACCAUUGUACGUGUUUGGGAAUUCAAUUAUGAAGUGCUGAUCUGAUUCCAUUUCAUUCCCCCCCUCCUGUUUCCUGUGAUAGGCUAAUUAAUUAGCCCUGAA
Messenger RNA from Megalops cyprinoides (Indo-Pacific tarpon), 1758 nucleotides. It is a transcript of the gene fah, whose product is annotated as fumarylacetoacetate hydrolase (fumarylacetoacetase). Bases 10 to 1353 code for a protein of 447 amino acids. The record is from RefSeq and is a predicted model, not a curated record. Gene Ontology annotation, biological process: homogentisate catabolic process; L-tyrosine catabolic process; L-phenylalanine catabolic process. The transcript is spliced from 14 exons. Gene Ontology annotation, molecular function: fumarylacetoacetase activity. NCBI's taxonomy places the organism in Eukaryota, Metazoa, Chordata, Actinopteri, Elopiformes, Megalopidae.